Molecule: messenger RNA, 927 nt
Organism: Orycteropus afer afer
Lineage: Eukaryota; Metazoa; Chordata; Mammalia; Tubulidentata; Orycteropodidae
Product: olfactory receptor 4C16-like
Biological process (GO): G protein-coupled receptor signaling pathway
Cellular component (GO): membrane
Molecular function (GO): olfactory receptor activity; G protein-coupled receptor activity
Source: RefSeq, a predicted model, not a curated record
AUGCUGCUGAACAACAAUGUGACAGAAUUCAUUCUGCUUGGGUUGACACAAGAUCCUGUGAGAAAGAAAAUAGUGUUUGCCAUUUUCUUGCUUUUCUACUUAGGGACAUUGUUGGGUAACUUGCUGAUUAUUAUUACCAUCAAGACCAGCCGGGCACUUGGGAGUCCAAUGUACUUCUUCCUUUUCUACUUGUCCUUCUCUGAUACUUGCUUCUCUACUUCCAUAGCUCCUAGAAUGAUUGUAGAUUCGCUUUUGAAGAAUACCACUAUCUCUUUCAAUGAGUGCAUAAUUCAAAUAUUUUCAUUCCAUUUCUUUGGCUGCCUUGAGAUCUUCAUCCUUAUCCUUAUGGCCGUGGACCGCUAUGUUGCCAUCUGUAAACCCCUGCACUACAUGGCCAUCAUGAGCCGGAGGGUCUGCAAUACUUUGGUAGUUAUAGCCUGGGUGGGAUCCUGUGUGCAUUCUUCAACUCAGAUUUUUCUGACUUUGAGUUUACCUUUUUGUGGUCCCAAUGUGAUUGAUCACUAUUUAUGUGACUUGGAGCCCUUGUUGAAACUUGCCUGUGCAGACACCUAUAUGGUCAAUGUACUAUUGGUAUCCAAUAGUGGGGCCAUUUGCACAGUGAGUCUUGUCAUGUUGAUGUUUUCUUAUGUUAUCAUCUUGCAUUCUCUGAGAAAUCACAGUGCAGAAGGGAGGAAAAAAGCUCUUUCCACCUGCAUCUCCCACAUCAUUGUAGUCAUCUUGUUCUUCGGUCCUUGUAUAUUCAUAUACACACGCCCUGCAACCACUUUUCCCAUGGAUAAGAUGAUAACUAUAUUUUAUACAAUUGGGACACCUUUGCUUAACCCUCUGAUUUACACACUGAGAAAUGCAGAGGUGAAAAAUGCAAUGAAGAAGAUAUGGAGCAAGAAACCUAUCUCAGAGGACUAA